UCAGGGAUUAUGGAAGUGGCUAAGUGGUAUGUACUGAAAGUGGCCUCCUGGCUGAGAUCUAGUGAUUGAUAGCCGCCAAGCUAACUUUUGGUGGUGAGCAAAGGCUGAUGACACCAAGAUGUUUGACAGAAGCAAGCCAACUGAGGAAGCCUCUGCUUCUUCGGCACAAGGUAUAGAAAAACGAGGCAUUGAAGGCUCCCUACGACAGGAAAGUAGUAGCAGUGUAAGCAUAAGAGGGUCAGAACAGGCUGGACCUGGGUUAGCCAGUGGGCAGAAUAGACAAGGGUAUUGCAACUGUUGCCAUGUACACUACAGAAGUCUUGAACAGCAUGUUAUUAGUUCCCAGCACAGACAUUUCACCACUUACUGCAGGAAUCGUAUGGGUACUACCAGCUUGAUGGAGCGUUUCCUCCAAGAUGUUUUGCACCAUCAUCCCCACAGAUACCAUGACAACAGACCAACAUACGAUGACAUGCCACCUCCUGUCUCUCCAUUGGCUCCCAGGGAUGUUUGCCUGCUUCCAGAACGGGUGGAGGAAAAGAUGGUUAGAAACAGAGAGGAGAUGUCUAGCAAAGGCGGUGAAUCCAUUGCUGAGAAAUGUUCCCCUACUCAUCGUCAAUUACUUGAGGGGGUGAAGGAGAUUCCUGUGCUACUGGCUUUCACCCAAAAACCAGAGGGGGGGAAGAACUGCAUGUUAGGAAUAUCCCAGAAACCUGUAGACCUUUGUAACAGUGAGAAAAGACAUAACCUGACAAAUGGGGCUCAGACUGCAAAUAGUAGCCACGAAGGCCAGUUUACAACUGUGAGCCCACUACCUCACCAUUUGCCUGUCAGCUCUUUAUCAUACAGUCCUCCUGUUACACCUACAUUUGCAAAAAAUAUUAGGUAUUCAGCAACAUCAGAUUUGAUUCCAAGUAGCAUAUGUGAUCAAACAAAGAAGGGUGUAUGCAAUAAAGUUGGAUUAUUGAAUAGACAUCCUAGACCUGUCUUAGCAUCAGUCUACUCAAAAACGCCUUCAGUUUCACAUCAAAGCCCUACCUAUAGCAAAGGCAACUCUUUAUGUAUUACCUCAGGUCAAUCUUUUUUUAAACAAGAUGGUUUACAAUCUCAGGAUGAAACUUUGUCUGACUUCCAUCUCAGGGAUAUUGUGGAGACCAGCAGGUCGCUAAAUUGUGGAAUAUCUUUACAAUUAGAAAAAUGCAAAGACAUCCAGUUGAGCAGAGGGUAUGAAACAUCAGUAGAUGAAAUAAUUGAAGAAGUUAUUCUGAAGUACUGCCAUGGGUCUCUUCCGAGAGAGUUGCCUUGCGAAGGUGAAGAGAGCAAUUCCUUUUUAAAUAUUUCAUCACUUCUAAGCCACAGUCAGCCAGAGGGCUCUGAAAUGAGUUUUGACUGUGAUGCACCUAUUCAGUCAGGAACAGAACUUCCCAAAGCAGCUAUAAAAGACAUUGAAGUUCUAAAAGAGGUCCAAAUAAAUCUGGAAGAUAAGAACUAUGGAACCCAGCUUAGCUGUGUUUUAAAAGAUGAUUCUGUGGAGCAAGUAGAAGCAGCAAAACAUGAUAUAAUAACUUGCAAUGAGGAAACAGUUCUUCCUGAUCUGCCUCAUGUGCCUCCUUCUUUUGUUGGAAAGACAUGGUCCCAGAUAAUGUAUGAGGAAGAUAUAAAAAUUGAAGCGCUUGUGCGUGAUUUCAAAGAAGGUCGCUUCCGCUGUUACUUUGACAGUGAGUCCUCAACCAACUGUCCAGGGAAGAGGAUGAAGAAAAAGCAGAAAGAUGAAAGGAAGAGUGACGUUGUAGGUAACAAAACAGAAGCAGAGUCUGUUAAAGCACUGCCAGAAUUUAAUGAUGCUUUAAGCACUGGCUCGACUUCUGAUAAUCCUUCCUUAGCAUUGGGAAUGCUAUGCAACACACAAAUACCUAAAAUGCCUCGGAGAAGAACCUGGCGCCUUGCUUCAAGGUGCCAAGUGGUCAAAGUCAGCCAUGCGACUCAAACCAGUUUAGUGAACUAUCCAGUAGUAAAAAGAAAAAUUGUUAGAAAAGAAUAUGAUCCACCAAAUCAGAAAACAAAUGUUGUUUGGCCAGAGAAUGAAAGAACUCCAAACAUGAAAACCCGACUAUGUGCCCUCAAACUUCCUGAAUCCUAUAGCAAAAUCAUGAGCCCUCUGCAGCCUAAGACAGUGGUCUAUGUACUUUCUUGUCCAGAAAUUAAACAGUUUAAAGGCAAACCUAUACAUGUCCCUAAAAUGAGAAAACAUAACUCUACAGAUGGUAAGGACUCUGUCAGGUACAAAUACAAACAGUGUUCUCUUAAAUAUUAUGAUCCAUUGACCAACCGAAUUUUAAAAAUGCCACCUAAGAGCACAGCUAGAGAAGGGGCUAAAAAGCCCCCCCACGUUAGACAGCUAUUCAGAAGUCUCAGACUUGAUGCAAACCUGAAGAAGCUAGCUGAUGCACAGAAAGAAUGUACACCAUCUAACUCCUUCAACUGUCCAGAAUUUUGUACUUCAUCUUCAGUAUCUUUCUUGCCUGAUCCAGUAAAAGGGGGUGAUAUGAACUCAAAUCAGAGAACAGAUGGGUCUUCUGUUUCCACUGAAAGAUCUGAUUAUGUAGUGUCUGGUCACUCCGAGAAGUCCUAUAAACACACUAUCAUUUCUCCUCUGAACUCCUGCCAGUCUCAGAUGGAAGGAGAUAUUAGAUUAACUCCAUUUAGUAGCAGGGUUGCCAAAACACCUUUGAUGGCAAUCAGGAGUAAGAAGUUGGAGAAGGAGAAUCCAAAGCCUGUGUGGAAGAGAAAAGAAGGCACUCGUAAAGAACCAGGUUUUUCCAAGAAGCCUGCCGGACCCAUGCCUGUCAGGCAUGUACUUGGGAGGAAAGGAGGUAGAGUAACCCUAGCCAAACAAACCACCAGAACUAAAAAACAACAAAAAGAGGGGAUAAGAAAGAAGCUCUCGUCUUGUGCCCAAAAAUCUUCUGUCUUCUCCAUCCAUCAGCACCAGUUGAGGAAAACAGCAGUCGGAAAGCACCUCAAAAAGGAAAAUUCUGAUGCUAAAAAGCUACAGGUGACAAGAAAACCGAAGAGGACGUUUCUGAACUCUACAGUCAUUUCAGGGAUUCCUGAAAAAAGGCAAAAAGUCACAGCAGGGUCUUUCCCAAAGAAGCCAGACAUAGGUUCUUCCAGAAUAAAAAGGUGGGAAAUAAACGGAGAUAAAAGUCGACCAAGCACUGUGAACCGACCCUCCAGAAGAACUGCUAGUUUACCUUUAUUGGGAAGCUGUCUUGUUGUACCAGGAAAGAGUUAACCAGCAAAACAUCCCUUAUGUAGACAACACAGGAGACCUGGCUGAGGGAAAAGACUGAGUGUAUAGAAGUCGGCUAUAUCCAGUAGACAUGCUAGAGCAGCAGAAAGAAUUAUUCCAAGGUUAAAUAAUAAGCUACUGCAACGCAGACUCUGUUUUGUUGGAAUACUGGCACACCACAUAUUGCACUGUUCUACUCUGUAAAGCUACAGAAAUUGUAUAUUUGUUUGAUUUAAGCACUUAGGGCCCUAUUUACAAGACUUCAGUGUAUCUUUUACCAACUUAUACAGCAUAGAAACUGACCUUGAAUUGUAUCAUAUUGUAUUCUAUCAUACUAACUACUAGUGUGUUAUGGUAUGCCAGAAUAUAGUAAGAGUAUGGAUAGAAUCAAUACAAUUUAUUGUGCCUACUUAUCUUUCUACAUAAUUGUAAAGUGCAAAAAACAGUAACAAUUAUGUUAGAAAUUAAAUGGAAUCAUACUAAUUAAUCUGAAGUGAUGCAUGCAUUUUGUUUAUAUGUGUAUAUGUGCACCUGGUUAAAACGAUAUAUUUUCAACUCUAAUUCAUAGUUGGUGUAAAUUAAUACAGUAUGAUACAAUGCAGAUCAGUACAAUAGUGUCUUCAACACACAUAUAGUUAUUGUAUGAAUUUAAAUGACUGGGGGUUUUUUCCCCAAAAAACCAUGUACAACUUGGCUUUUUUGGGACUAUACAGAAGCAAUGUGGGCUUUUACUUUAGCAAUAAUGGACACUGCUGGUAAGGAAAUAAGUCUUUCCACUGUCCAGCUCAAGGAAUGUUGAUGCGUGAAAAAAUUCAAAAGCCAAAAGAUUAUAUAUGGUAUUAAAUCUGAAAAAUUUACCCUGAUGAUUAAUUUAAAACUCACCUUUCACCUUUGAAUAAGUUUUAAAAAAUCGUAUGAAUGUGAAUGAAUAAGCUGGGGGUUAUUUUAGACAUUUUAGCCUUAAUUAUGAGUUCCUUUGUUUUUCAUGGCUUUAAAUCUGACCUGUUGUUAUUUAAAUUUAAAUAUAUUUAUAAUUGAGCUUUUUCGUUUGUUGAACUCAAUCAAAUAUUUAAAAAACAAAAACAACAAAUCUAUUUAAGACUAUGGGAGUUUAGGCAGCUGAGGUCUGUCCUGUAAAUAAUUUAGCUAAGUUUUU
Messenger RNA from Gavialis gangeticus (Gharial), 4448 nucleotides. RefSeq names its product zinc finger DBF-type containing 2 (gene ZDBF2). The transcript is spliced from 6 exons. Lineage: Eukaryota; Metazoa; Chordata; Crocodylia; Gavialidae. Gene Ontology annotation, biological process: genomic imprinting; epigenetic programming of gene expression. Gene Ontology annotation, molecular function: zinc ion binding; nucleic acid binding. The coding region runs from base 119 to 3295 and encodes 1058 amino acids. The record is from RefSeq and is a predicted model, not a curated record.